Molecule: messenger RNA, 297 nt
Organism: Hyaloscypha bicolor E
Lineage: Eukaryota; Fungi; Ascomycota; Leotiomycetes; Helotiales; Hyaloscyphaceae
Exons: 2
Source: RefSeq, a predicted model, not a curated record
GAUAAUUUUCGGAGAAGGAAAAUUACCUUUAUAGAAAAGGCAGACGAGCUAAGAAGCGAGUUCGGCUAUAAUAUUUACGUUUUGGGGCAGAGGAACGGAAAACUCUUUAAUUAUAUAUCUAGAAAUAGAUCUAGAGAUAGACCUUCCUGGCUACUUAGCUUAAUAGAAGUCAAUCAGAGUUAUCCUAGGCCAGAGAGAUAUAUACUAGCUAGCUUCUUAAAACGAGAUACUAAAUCUCUGCUCUAUAAAAGCCGGAAGAGACGAGAUAAUCCCAUAGUAAGAAUUAAGAACUUUUAG